UUGUGCGCGCGCGUUUGUGUUUAAAUGUGUGUAUUGCAAGCGAGAGCGAGAGUGCCAAAAGAUAUUUUGUAUUUUAAUAAGAGUGUGUAGUACCGUGUUUGAUGGAAGCGCGCACGCAGCCGACCAAGCGAUCGUAUGCGAUAUUUAACGUGUGAGAACCGACACGCAUAAACAAGACAAACAAAAUUAACACAACAUAAAACACAGUCCACGGCUGGAAGAAGGCUCACACCAUGGACGAUGAUCAGCAGUUUUGUCUUCGAUGGAACAAUCACCAGAGUACACUCAUCUCGGUGUUCGACACACUGCUGGAGAAUGGUACACUGGUCGAUUGUACAUUGGCGGCCGAAGGAAAAUUCCUGAAGGCACACAAAGUUGUUCUGUCGGCGUGCAGUCCCUACUUUGCAACCCUACUUUCCCAACAGUACGACAAACAUCCGAUCUUCAUACUCAAAGAUGUGAAAUUUCAAGAAUUGCGCGCCAUGAUGGACUACAUGUACCGUGGCGAGGUAAACAUUUCCCAGGACCAGCUGGCCGCCCUACUAAAGGCAGCCGAAUCGCUGCAGAUCAAGGGUCUGUCCGACAAUCGCAGCAGCUCCGGAUCGUCUGCGUCAGGAUCAGGAGGAGGCGUGCAUCCGCAGCAGCAACAAAAACAAAGCGAUGCACCUAGCGCAAAAUCACUUCAGCCUCCCGUACCUGCUAGCAAGGGUUCUGGUCUGACGAUCGAGAACAAACGGAGCUUGAAGUCGGAGUUGCUCGAGUCCGAUGUGUCCGGUUCGCGGGAAGGCUCCACUAGUCCCACGUCGCGAAAACGUAAAAAAGUUCGCAGACGGAGUGUAGAUACGAACAACCUAAUAAUAGAUAAUCAUGACCAGCAUUCAAAUUCCUCAUCACAUUCAAUGCACACCGGUAGUGGCGCGAAUGCGGCUGUAUCAGCAGUCUCCGGCACCUCCGCCAAUGUCGCCGCCGCCUCAUCUCUGUCCUCGUCGUCGUCCAACGCUGCCGCUGGUAGCAACAGCAGCGCUAACGUGCUGUCGGUUGCCGCCGUGGCCGCUGCCGCCGCACUCAAAAAGACUGAAACCGUUCAACAGGCCGAAACAUUGAAACUCCAGAAGCAGCAAGCGGCCGCCGCGGCCGCUGCUCAGUCCUCUGACGAUGAUGAACGAUGUGGACCAGGCAGUGUGGCUACCGGCACCGAACACGACGAUGGAAACGACCUUUCGGACAAUGAGCACGAUGGCGACGGUGGUUCUUCGGUAAAAUCUGGCUCGCGACAUCAUCACCUGCGAGAUGGCAGCAGACGUGGUAAAACUUCCACCUCGUCGAUGGGAGAAAUGAUGAUCGAACCGAAGAGCGAGUACGAAGAUGUGCAGGACGAGAAUGUUGAGGAUUUGACAAUGGACGAUGAAGAUUUAAUGGACGAACUGGACCAACCCGGACCGAGCCACGGUGGCGAUGUAUCUAGUCAAGGGUAUGCACAAUGGCCGAUGGAUCGUGAGCAGAACGAAGCGUUUAUUGCCGCUCAGGACGCAGUUGGUGGACAACAUCGAGACGCACAAGAAGACCCAGAGGACAGUAGCUCACUUGGUGGUGGUAUUACCAAAAUCAAAUUGGAAAACUUCUGGCAUGACAAUGAUCUGAUUGCGUUUGCCGAACCAGUGCCGAACCACACGACAGCGGGAACGAUCGUAUCGCAAACAAAGUUGCAACGAAACAUAACCACCAACGCCACCACUAUCCCGGCCUGGCGCUGCAAGACAUCAAAGUCCACCUCGAAAAUAGCGCUAGCGCCAAUGGUAACUACGGUCGGCCGCAUGAUGGUGGCCAAAAAGUCGUCUCCGUCGGGUGGUGGAGGCAGUAUGGUGGCCAUCAUGAAACCGCUUAAAACUACCGGCAAUGGCAAUGUGAUCCUCACGUCUGCUGGGUCGCUUAUGGCCACCACGAUGACGACAGGUGGUACGGGAGGCGGUGGCGGCGCUAGCAGCAACGGUAGCAGUGCUAGCUCGAUCGGUAGCCGCAAGGAGGAGAAGAUCAUGUUCCAGCACGAGAACGAUGCAAAGCCGUGGAAGUGUAAGAGCUGCGGCCGUAACUACAAAUGGAAAAACAGCCUCAAGUGUCACAUCAAGAACGAAUGCGGCGUGCCGCCGAAGUACUUCUGCGAGCGCAUGUGUGGCUACAAGACGCAUAUACACAGCAACCUGAAACGCCAUCUGAAUUCCAAGUUCUGCAAGCCCAACUGAGAGCUGGUGCUGGCGGC
Molecule: messenger RNA, 2257 nt
Organism: Anopheles maculipalpis
Lineage: Eukaryota; Metazoa; Arthropoda; Insecta; Diptera; Culicidae
Product: longitudinals lacking protein, isoforms J/P/Q/S/Z-like
Exons: 7
Coding region: 234-2240 (668 amino acids)
Biological process (GO): regulation of transcription by RNA polymerase II
Cellular component (GO): nucleus
Molecular function (GO): protein binding
Source: RefSeq, a predicted model, not a curated record